Molecule: messenger RNA, 558 nt
Organism: Homalodisca vitripennis (glassy-winged sharpshooter)
Lineage: Eukaryota; Metazoa; Arthropoda; Insecta; Hemiptera; Cicadellidae
Product: COMM domain-containing protein 5-like
Exons: 3
Coding region: 179-424 (81 amino acids)
Cellular component (GO): nucleus
Source: RefSeq, a predicted model, not a curated record
AGAGAAACUUUAAAACAGUCCUAGUCACUUAUUAAGCACUUUCCAUUUGGAAAAUGCAUGGACACAAUUUGAGUCACUUGGCUACUGUGUAUAUAAUCGAUAUUAUAAGUCGAUCCAAAUAAGUAACCUGUUUUGACAAUUUCUUAUAGGCUAGGUAACUGCAGUACAUGACCAAGAAAUGGAAGUAACAAACUUUGAGGAAGGCAGCCUGAAGUGGCGUAUAGAUAUUAUCAUAUCUUCAAGGGACUUGUCUCGUAUCCUGGAACCUGUCAUUUGUCUGGAGUUCAAUCUGGACUCAGGGGAGAGACAGAGUGUAGAGAUGCCAGUGUCAAAGUUCCACUCUCUGAGACACAGCAUAGCUCUUCUUCUAAAGGAAAUGGAAACUGUAAACCAACGUCUGGCCAGUAUAAAAUCUGCCACUUAAUAAUGUGGGUUUUACAGUUAUUCUAAUUAUCGUCUCUUAACAUUGUCACCAUCAUAAACCCUGACAUAAGUGAUAAUAUUGUUAUACAUUUUAUAUUUUGUUAUAUAUGUUAAAUAUAAAUUUACUACUCAAAC